AUGCAGGAGCUCAACGGAUCUGCUGGCCAGGGCGCGCCCAACGGUGCCAAUGGCACGCGCUUCGGCCAUGCCUCCAAGCCCUCCAACAGCGAUACUGGCUUCUCGCAUGGCGCCUUCACCUCCAACAUCUCGGGCUUCGCUGACCGCCACCCUCGCCGCGCCAACAUCCCCUCGCUCAACACGCAGAACAUGAAUCAGAACCAGGGCAACGGCCAUGACAUGACCCCGGGCACCGCCUUUGACAUGCAGUUCACCCCUCUGCUCCCGUCGCAGCUGCUCCUCGGCAGCCCCUUUCAGCCCGGGAGCCCUGCCGCCUUUGGCAGCCCUCAGUUCCAGGGCCUGUCCGGCUUCCAGCAGACGCAGCACCAGCAGGCCAGCGGCCAGCAGCACAACGGCGGCCUCUCGAGCCCCGUGCAGCCCAGCAUGUCUCCCCAGUCCUACCAGGCCCUGGUGUCUCCCUCGACCUACGGAGCGCCUCAGUUCUUCCCUCCCCAGUCGCCCACUGGCUUCAACCUGCAGAGCUCGAUGCAGCCCGGCUCCCCCGUCUCCAUGGGCGCCGGCGUCGUCACCGGCACCAGCCGAACCGUCUACCUCGGCAACAUCCCCCCCGAUACCAGCGCCGAAGAGAUCCUGGGCCACGUCAGGAGUGGCCAGAUCGA
Molecule: messenger RNA, 659 nt
Organism: Trichoderma citrinoviride
Lineage: Eukaryota; Fungi; Ascomycota; Sordariomycetes; Hypocreales; Hypocreaceae
Exons: 1
Source: RefSeq, a predicted model, not a curated record